This is a messenger RNA of Cynara cardunculus var. scolymus (artichoke), 1050 nucleotides long. Its product is annotated as chitinase 6-like. The coding region runs from base 9 to 824 and encodes 271 amino acids. The record is from RefSeq and is a predicted model, not a curated record. Gene Ontology annotation, molecular function: chitin binding; chitinase activity. Gene Ontology annotation, biological process: cell wall macromolecule catabolic process; carbohydrate metabolic process; chitin catabolic process. NCBI's taxonomy places the organism in Eukaryota, Viridiplantae, Streptophyta, Magnoliopsida, Asterales, Asteraceae. The transcript has 2 exons.
AAAACAAAAUGAAAACAACCCUCAUAUUGGCCGGAAUAUUCUUGGUCGGAAUUUGCCUCUCCUGGCCGGUUACAUCUCAAAAGUGUAAUUGUGCUCCGAAAGAGUGUUGUAGCAAGUACGGCUACUGUGGCACCACAGACGCUUAUUGUGGAAAAGACUGUCGACGUGGCCCGUGUUCUCUACCAGCUCCUUCAAAUAAUGCUAAUGUCCCUGGUAUAGUGACAUCGGCAUUUUUUAAUGGGAUUGUUGCCAAGUCUGCAGCCAACUGUCCUGGAAGAAGUUUUUACACACGAGAUGUGUUUCUUAAAGUUAUCGGAGACUAUCCACAUUUUGGUAGAUCCGGUUCAAUCGAGGAUUCGAAACGCGAAAUUGCGGCUUUCUUCGCUCAUGUGACUCAUGAGACUGGAUACUUUUGUCAUAUAGAAGAAAUAAAUGGUCCUUCAAAAGCUAGAGAAUACUGCAAUACGACCAACACUCGAUAUCCAUGCAACCCAAACAAGGGUUAUUAUGGGAGAGGUCCGAUCCAACUCUCAUGGAACUACAACUAUGGUGAAGCUGGAGAGAACCUCGGGUUCGAUGGACUCAACAACCCUGAGAUCGUGGCUAAAGAUCAAGUGCUUUCAUUCAAGACCGCCUUGUGGUUUUGGAUGGACAAGUGUCAUUGGGAUUUUGCUUCUGGUAAGGGGUUUGGAGUUACAAUCCAAGCCAUCAACGAGAAGGAGUGCAAUGGUCGGAACCCCGGUGCUGUGACCUCUCGUGUCGGGUAUUACAGUGAUUAUUGUAACCAAUUUGGUGUCCAAACUGGCACUAAUCUUAGGUGCUAGACUUUGGUUAUAUUAAUACAAUGUGAAAACCGACACCUGUCUAGGCGGCUUUUAUGGUUUUUCGUUGGUGAAAACCGACGCUUGCCUAGGUUACGGUAUUUCAUCAGCUAGACGUUAUGUGUUUAAAUCGUUGGUAGUAAUCAUUAUGUGUGAAAAUAAAUGUUUUCAUGGUCAUAAAUAUUCUUGUAUUAUAUUUCAAGGUUAUAAUAAAAAGCAUUACUUUACA